UCGAUGGUGUUUAUAUGAGAAAAUCUGAAACCGAUCGACCAACUACCAUUGUGUAUCUCGCAAUAUUCAGCGCGACAAGUCUAAGCAAAGUAAGUACAAGCGAGUAUUAUACGUGCGUAAGACGAUCCCAUUUUUUCAACGAAAAAAAAAUGUAAACAAAGGAGGGUGUACUUAUUAAGUUGUGGUUGUCAAAAAACCUUUGUUUUGAUUUGGUUUUCGGUUUUUGGUCAAAGAAACUAACAAUGUUAAUCCAAAAUGAUGGCGUUAAUGAUGGUGAAAAAAUUAUCGAACAACAAUCAUCAUUAACGAAUAAACAUCCGGAUGAUUUGGAAUCGAAUCGAAAUUAUCACAAACAUCAUUCGAAUAAUCAUCGAAAUGGAAUAACAACACAUUUAUUAUGUUCAUUUGUUUGGUGGACAGCAUUAUCAUUAAUAUCAUCAUUAUUGAUUACAGUUGGUUUUUGGUUACCAUAUUGGAUACAAGGAUUUUGGAUGAAUGAUAAUGAUCAAAAUGAUUUAAUUAAAAUAACAUUCAGUCCAUUUCGUCGUUGUAAUUUUCCAUUAUUAGAUCCAAAUAAUGAAGAUAAUGUUCAUAUAAUGUAUAAAUGUAUACGUUAUGAACAAUUUGAUGAUAUUCCAACACUUUCAUGGAAACUAACAACCAUAUUAGUUGGUCUGGGUGUUUUAUUUUCAAUAUUGGUAUCAUUGAUUCUUCUGUUUGCUUGUUGUAUGCCAAAUGCAUUAACAUCAUCAAAUACAUGUUUAUUAGUUAUUGCACAGAUUUUAAUUAUUUUGAUCAUAAUUGCCGGUUGUAUUAUCUAUCCACUUGGUUGGAAUGAACAACAACAACAACUGCAACAACAUCAAAAUAUAUGUGGUAAUUAUAAUUUGGAAAAACCAUUCGAAUUAGAAAAAUGUCAUCCAUCCUUAUCAAUUUAUCUAAUUGCAUUCGGUUUAAUUCUGCUUAUCAUUUGUUUAAUGUUUGGCUUAUGUACAUCACGUCAAUAUCGAAAAUUUUAUUAGACGAAUAAAAAAAAUUGGAAAAUUUUAUUGGAAAUUCAUUUUUUUAAAAACAUAAUUUUAUAAUACAA
This is a messenger RNA of Dermatophagoides pteronyssinus (European house dust mite), 1090 nucleotides long. RefSeq names its product LHFPL tetraspan subfamily member 6 protein-like. Lineage: Eukaryota; Metazoa; Arthropoda; Arachnida; Sarcoptiformes; Pyroglyphidae. Gene Ontology annotation, cellular component: membrane. The record is from RefSeq and is a predicted model, not a curated record.